AUGGGUGCAUCCGAGGAGUGGAAGCUGCAAUUGCACCGCCAUCCGGUCACUUGGGCGAUCCCCCCGCCUCUGUCAACCUGUGGCAGCGGCGUCCUGUACUGCGGGAGCUGCGACAAUUUCGGCACGGGUCCUACCCAAAUUGCCUUUGGCAGCCCCUGGCCCGUCUCCUUCCCGCUCGCCUGGAAUAUCGCCCACGGGUUCUUUCGUGAAAAAUGCGAGGUAAAUUGCUUCCCUCACGAUGGCAUGCAUCUCUUUUCGCGACUCCUUGACUACUUCCCCCUGGGAACCCCGACGGAUGGGCACAUGUCGCGCAAGCAGGAGAUUUUCCGGGUCUUCAAGUCACUCGAUCUCGUCUGCAGCGACUCUGCCGUCCGACUUGAAGACGUCCUCGCGCUCUCCAACUGCACCUGCGACCUGGCCAGCGUCGUCUGCAAGGUGAAGCCCGAAAGCUGGGAAGGAUAUCACGAGGUCAAGCAUACCGACAUGAUGACGCCCCUGAUCAGUGUGGCCAACAUCUUCCGGGACUACCGGGACGACACCGACGACAUCGGGACAUGCGCUUACGCAUGCUGGCAACUAAAGCCUGAGGCCAAACAGAUCGUAGAGGCGAACAAAGCCGUAGAUGCCAUCCGCCGGGCCACCCGUACGACUACCCGUGCCACCACCAGUGCCCCCACCCGCAAGCGUACCAGUGCCUCCCCCGCCCGCAAGCGUACCAGUGCACCCCACGCCCGAAAGCGUCCCGCCAGCCCAACCCGCGGCCCUCAGAUAUGGAUUCGUUGGGGUUGA
Messenger RNA from Gregarina niphandrodes, 789 nucleotides. RefSeq lists its product as hypothetical. The transcript has a single exon. Lineage: Eukaryota; Apicomplexa; Conoidasida; Eugregarinorida; Gregarinidae. The record is from RefSeq and is a predicted model, not a curated record. Bases 1 to 789 code for a protein of 262 amino acids.